Scleropages formosus (Asian bonytongue) is the source of this 3391-nucleotide messenger RNA. It is a transcript of the gene dnajc10, whose product is annotated as DnaJ (Hsp40) homolog, subfamily C, member 10. Gene Ontology annotation, cellular component: endoplasmic reticulum lumen. The record is from RefSeq and is a predicted model, not a curated record. Gene Ontology annotation, biological process: IRE1-mediated unfolded protein response. The transcript is spliced from 23 exons. Bases 464 to 2869 code for a protein of 801 amino acids. Gene Ontology annotation, molecular function: misfolded protein binding; protein-disulfide reductase activity; oxidoreductase activity, acting on a sulfur group of donors, disulfide as acceptor. Lineage: Eukaryota; Metazoa; Chordata; Actinopteri; Osteoglossiformes; Osteoglossidae.
UAUGCUUUUCUGCUGGAUAUUUACGAUGGAUAAAUUUAGGUUCUUUUGUUAGGUUAUUUACUUAGCAGUAGUUAUUCGAUAUUUAUGGAGUUCACUUGACAGUAAGGUUCUACAUUAAUUCUUUAACUUUUUUAAAUGUCCAAAGGACACGAAUGUCAAUAUCCACUAGUUCUUUAUUUUCGUACUUAAAAGUAGCCAAUAGAUUGCAAGCAAAUGGCUUCGUUCGAGUCCGUUGUGUCUGUGAUUCCUAUUGACUGGCUCCUGUGGGUGUGGCGUAGCUUCCAUACAGACUGGUCGAAAGCCAUUCUUAACAGUGAUUGGCUGCUUUGUGCAUGACGUCGUGUCCCGGAGUUCUCGAAAAAACUGCCUCCAGUGGAGCUCAGCUUUCAUCGCUGAACGCCGCCUUUGUGGAUCUGCCGGCUGCCUGCUUGGAAAUUACAGGCAAGAGGCGAAGACGGUCGCAAUGACUUUCUUCACACCAGAGCGAGAGCCCUGCCGUGUCUUCAAGAGGCCAUGUGGCAACACACUGUUGGCUUUGAUCAUCAUCAUCGCCUCUUUGGUGGCAAUCAGUUCCACCGAUGAAGAUUAUUAUGGCUUGCUGGGAGUGACCAAGGAAGCGUCCAGCAGGGAGAUCCGACGUGCCUUCAAAAAGCAUGCUCUGGCCACGCACCCUGAUACGAACCCGAAGAGCGAAGGUGUCCACACCAGGUUCCUGAGGGUUCGCAGGGCCUACGAGGUGCUGACGGACGAGGAUCUGAGAAGGAAGUAUGACAGAUAUGGAGAGAAGGGACUGCAGGAUAGCCAGGAGAUAGAUGGAUACAGAAGCUAUGAUUUUUACAGAUACGACUUUGGUGUCUAUGAUGAUGACCUUGAGAUAAUCACUUUAGAUAGAGAGGACUUUGACAUGGCUGUGAACUCUGGAGAGCUGUGGUUUGUGAAUUUCUACUUCCCCAACUGUGCUGACUGCCAUGACCUGGAGCCCACGUGGAGGGAGUUUGCCAAAGAGAUGGAAGGGCUGCUGAGGGUCGCGGCAGUGGACUGUGGGUACAGCGGGGAUGUGUGCAAGAGAAAAGGCAUUACCAGCUACCCCACAUUUCUGCUGAUCAAGGCUGGAAUGGAUGAAGAGAAGUAUUUGGGAGACCGAUCGAAGGAGAGUUUGACCAACUUUACCAUGCAGUUUGUGAAGAAUAAAGUUACAGAGCUCUGGCAAGGUAAUGUCUUUGGGGAGAUCGAAAGAGCCUUCGUUUCAGGAAUCGGCUGGAUCAUUACUUUUUGUGCCGAGACUGGAGACUGUCUGUCAUCAGAAGCAAGACAGAAAUUAGCUGGAAUGCUGGAUGGCCUCGCAAACGUGGGCUGGAUGGACUGCUCCCGGCAGCCGGACCUGUGCGCCAGCUUCGACGUGACGUCCAGCACCACGGCCUACUUCUCCCCCAGCAUCCAGACAGAGAAGCAGAGCACUCUGUUUCUUCAGAGCCUGGACACAAAGGAGAUCUACUCUGAAGUGCUGCAAAGGAUGCCAGAUGUGGAAACACUUACAAAGGACAUUUUUUCAGAUAAAGUGGCUCGCCAUCGCUGGCUAGUCAGCUUCUCCUUUGGACAGGCAGGCUUGGCAUCUCACAAGUACAAAAAGCUGAAAGUACUUCUGAAGGAUUUGCACAUCCAGGUGGGGAAGGUUGACUGCAUCACACAGGCUGAGCUCUGUGGCUCCCUCUACAUCCAGGAGCCCAGCAUUGUGGUCUUCAAGGGACUUGGCAUCAAUGAGUUUGAAAUCUACCAUGGGGGUGACAUGCUGUAUGAAGUUGCAUCCUUUGCGAAGGACAGUGUCCGUGCCCAUGUGACAACCCUGAGGCCAGGACACUUCCCCAGUGACCGGAAGGAACCCUGGCUGGUGGAAUUCUUCAUUCCACGCUGUCCUCCAUGUCACACUCUCCUCCCCGAGCUUAGAAAGGCUUCCGUCCAGCUGUUUGGACAGGUCAAGUUCGGCACCCUGGACUGUACCGUGCUCAAGGAGCUCUGCCGCAAGCACAACAUCCGCUCCUACCCCACGAUGGUGCUCUUCAACCAGUCCAGCAUCCACGGGUACGAGGGCCGCCACUCAGCCGAAGGCAUUGUGGACUUCGUUGAGCACCUCGUCAAUCCUGUGGUGGUCACCCUAACGCCAGACACCUUCCAAAAACUGGUGAAGCGCAGGGAGUCCACCGAGGCAUGGCUGGUGGACUUCUACGUGCCCUGGUGUGGGCCCUGCCAGGCUCUGCUUCCUGAGUGGAGGAAGGUUGCCCGGAUGUUCAGCGGCAUUGUCAGGGUGGGCACUGUGGACUGUGGCAAGUACCAGUCCUUCUGUGAGCAAGAGGACGUCCAGGCCUACCCCGAGAUCCGGCUCUUCCCACAGAGCGGCAGUCACCCGGACCGGUACCAGAGCUACGGUGGCUGGAGCCGGGACGCCGCCUCGCUCAGAACCUGGGCUCUAGAGUCACUGCCCCGGGCGUCUGAGGAUCUGAGCCCCGAGGACCUCCGCAAGCACGUUUACAGCGGCAAGGAGCACUGGGUGCUGGACUUCUCUGCCCCGUGGUGCGAGCCCUGCCAGGACUUUGCCCCGGAGUUCGAGCUUCUCGCUCACAUGAUGAAGGGCAGUGUGAGAGCAGGAAAGGUGGACUGUCACACUCACUCGCAGGCCUGCGAGAAGGCAGGCAUCAAGAGCUACCCCACUGUACGCUUUUACCCCUACCUGGGGUCAAGUAAGCAGGACCAGGCGGGAGAGCCCAUAAACAGCAGAGAUGCGAGCGGUAUGGCGGACGCUCUGAGACGGCACCUCCGGCAGCUAUCUGCUCGUUCUCCGAGAACAUCCGCCAAAGUCAAGGAUGAACUGUAGUUGGGAGAUGAUGGAGUCCAGGUGACCACCUCCAGACGUUCAAGAGGACGUGACGAUUGGCUGGACUCCUUUGCUACUGUGUCACUUUGUGACCUCACUGCACCACUGGACCUCUGCUUUACUGUAGAGCAGGGUGCGUUUAAGCACGGUGUUCCUCUUGUGAUAAAAUCCUGCGCAAAUUACGUCCGUAUGGAAUGGUGUGUACACGGAGUGUAUGGACUGAGUGUCUUCAGCUCCUUUCACAUGACAGCUUGCUCUAAUGUGCCUGUUGCGUCAGAGGCACUCAUUUGUUGACCUGUGGUUACCAUGACAACGUUUGUCCUGAAGAGUGAGACGUCAGUGUACAUUACACAUGUACUUACUUGACAAGGGUGAAAAUUUCCUGAAGGAUCUGUAUGUUUACUGCCAGUCAGUAAUAUUAAAAUCUGCAUGUUUUUCUGACACUCCAUACGUGUAAUAUUCACAGAUUUGUCUCACCAGGCACUCCGUCUCUUUCUUAAUUUAAAUUUUGCAAUGAUACUG